AUGGCGUACAAUAGCCACAUUUCCAGCCCUAUGCCUGGCUUUACAGCAGAGCAGACUACGUCCUUACAGGCCAUGAUUGAUGCAUCCGUCAAAGCAGCAAUUGAACAGGCUAUCAGUCAGGCUAUGACAGCCUUCGAGACCAGACAGGUUGUCGCUCAGGAACAGUCAAUUGUGGAGAAAACUGCGGAGAAACCUACGGAGAAAACUGCGGAGAAAUCUACGGAGAAGACUACGGAGAACAAGAGCACGGGCAGCAGCAGUCCUAUUCAAGCCGGCACCCUCUCCACUCUUCCACACCAGGCCACCACUCAGAAUUGCGGAGAUUCUUCCGCUCGCCUCAACGGUGCUCCACCUCCUACUCUCGCCUCUCAACUCGCCUCUCAACUCGCCUCUCAACUCGCCUCUCUACCCGGCUAUAUUCACUACGCGGAAGGGUUUUCAGAGAAGAUUCAGGAGAAGUAG
Messenger RNA from Letharia lupina, 462 nucleotides. RefSeq lists its product as uncharacterized. Bases 1 to 462 code for a protein of 153 amino acids. The record is from RefSeq and is a predicted model, not a curated record. NCBI's taxonomy places the organism in Eukaryota, Fungi, Ascomycota, Lecanoromycetes, Lecanorales, Parmeliaceae. The transcript has 2 exons.